Hypoxylon trugodes is the source of this 1310-nucleotide messenger RNA. RefSeq lists its product as uncharacterized. The transcript has a single exon. Bases 148 to 924 code for a protein of 258 amino acids. Gene Ontology annotation, molecular function: metal ion binding; RNA binding. Lineage: Eukaryota; Fungi; Ascomycota; Sordariomycetes; Xylariales; Hypoxylaceae. The record is from RefSeq and is a predicted model, not a curated record.
CCUUUACCAAACAUCAUCAAUUUCAAUAUCCAACACAACCUCGUCGACGCGACCCCGAAUACCUAAUCUCGUAACAACAACACUACAGAUCCCACUAAAUUGACCAUCGAAACAACUAAAACAGGAAAUAACUCUACAACACCUACAAUGGCCACGGCAGCUGCGCCGGCGCCUCCCUCCGAGCUCGCCAAGCAAAUCCUCGAACACAAAGCACCAAGCUACAACUUCAGUUUCUCCCCCUUCCUCCGGUCAACCUACGGCCACGGCUUCCCCCCGAACCGUCCCGUCUGCAAAGCUUUUAUCGCCGGCCACUGCCCGUUAGGCCCACAAUGUCCCGACCGACACGUCGCGCCCAACGCAGCCAGCAGUACAAACGCAAGCUACAACUCUUUAGUAUGCAAGCACUGGCUACGCGCUUUGUGCAAGAAGGGAGAUAGUUGCGAGUUCCUGCACGAGUACAACCUGCGUAAGAUGCCGGAGUGCAAUUUCUUCGUGCGCAACGGCUACUGCUCUAAUGGCGACGAGUGUCUUUACCUACAUAUCGAUCCACAGUCGAAAUUACCACCUUGUCCGCAUUAUGACCGGGGGUUCUGUCCUUUAGGCCCAAAUUGCAGUAAGAAACAUGUCCGCCGAAAGCUUUGCCCGUGUUAUCUCGCUGGCUUUUGCCCCGAUGGAAAGCUUUGUAAGGAGGGCGCGCAUCCUAGAUGGGAUAGGAAUCUUGAGAAACCUAUUGCCAAGGCCGAUGUUGUACCCGAGGAACCCGUGAGAAGAGAUGAUGGGUUUAUGGAUGAUGAUCAACGAGAAUUCGGACAACGAGAUAGGGACACUAGAGGUGGUCGGGGUGAUAGAUUCGGCGGUGGACGAGGUGGACGAUGGAGAGGAAGAGGAGAUAGGAAAUUUGGACGUGGGAGAGGUCAUCACUAGUGAAAUGCCCUAUCUUCAGAUGCUUACCGACAUAAGUAUAACCAUACUACUGCGGCCCUCCAUCGAAGAGCCGAUCAUGCAGAUGGUUGGAUGGAAUAAGGGUCUGUCUACACCAAUCGUAUCCUCGCGAACGUUGUACAAUCCCAGGAGUCGGCAAACUUGAUACUCCUCAGCCGCGAAAAGGGGAUGCUUUCGCUACGGAUACUGCCGAGUGCAGGAAGAAAUGAGUCUACGAUUUAGGAGCAAUACCUACGUUAGGAUAGGAAUCAUGAAAACAGGCGUUACCAUUUACAUGAAGCCAGAAAAGAGUUGCUCAAAUACGAUACCCUAGAUCCAGUGUACUACCAUUAGCAUCGCAAUUAAUAAAACAAAAAGUCAAUCAAAUC